UUUACCAGUUAACGUUUUUCGAUGUUGUGAGACUCAGACACCAGGCUUCCAGAUGUCAUGAAACUAUGUGACUAUUGUGGAGAUGAAAUACAGCCAAAUUCACCAGGUGUAAAUGUGUACAACAAGGAUGUGGACGUGCGUUAUGUGACAAAGCAGGAUUGUAUACCAGUUGGUUUUAAGUGCGUCGAUGUAUGUGUCAAAGGGGACAAAAUCACAUACCUGAAAGAAGGGAGCUCAUUACCGAAAGGUUUUGACUACGUAACUGUUUCUGUCAUAGGUCGAGACGUAGUAUAUGCAAGGAACCAGAACUUAAUGCCAGAAGGUUUUGAACAAGUCACUGUGUACACCAGGAAUAGGGAAGUAAAAUACGCAAGACAAGGUGACAGCCCCCCAACAGGCUUUGAUCGGGUUUCAACCUAUGCAAAGAACGAAGAAAUAAAGUAUGGGAAAGAAAGUGAUUUUACUCCAGUAGGAUUUGAACAAGUGACUGUCUGUGUGAAAACAGAAGACAUAUUAUACACAAGGCAAGCAGAGCAUAAUCGAAAAGGUUAUGAGCCCGCGGCAAUAUAUGUGAAAGAUAAGGACAUAGUACAUGCAAAGUGUCGCCAAGUAAAAGGAGCAUUUCACACAGAGUGCCUGAAUAACUAUAUUCCACGGUGUGAGGAGGCAACUUGUAAAUUCCUGGAAAGAGCUUCACCAAAAAGCAAUGUCUUGUCUAUCGGGAUUCAUGUCAAGUACUUAUUUGGAAAAGGGACAGUAAACAAAGAGCAGAGAAGAAGAAAAAAGGAGAAGAGAGAUCGUAAAGCUAUUGAGUUACUGAGAAAAGUAUCGGCUCUGCGGAAUUCCAACUCUGGAUAUAUACUUAUUCAUCUUGUUGGCCUGGCACCUGGAGAUACUUUCACUGGCGCAUUUGAUGAGUUUGCUGACGAAAGACUUCGCGAUUUGAUUCAAGAUGACAAACAGUUUAGUGAUGUUUACAAGAAACAGGCACUGAGCAGUUGUUAUGCUUGUCAUGACUUUGGCGACUUUCUCGUGCUGUAUGUUGGAGCUUCGUCAAAUGUAACAACUUCUAAAUUCAAUACGAAAACAACACUCGAUGACCGCAUCGAAGAUAUUCGUGCAGAAACGCUCAAAACAUUCGUUAGAGAGCGAAAACCCGUAAGCGAAACAUUCCAUACACUUCCUGGUGUGACCCGGGCACAUCACCUUCAGAAUGUGCACGAAAACAGAUCAAUUCAAAUGAAAAGUCACUUUUCUCAAAAGAAAGAUGGUCGAGCAAUAGCAGAGGACAUCAUCAAGAAUCAUAAACUUGCAGAAUAUAUCAGCGCAUUUACUAAAACUGAAUGUGGUGGUUCCUUUCUUUAUGGCGUCAAUGAGGAAACUACUCUCAAGAAGGGAUAUGGUUAUGAGACUAAAGAAAACCGCAUCCAACCAGUCAUCCUGAAGGACAGAACCGUUUUCGGGGACACUUUAGGGGAUAACAUCAAGAAUACUGUCCUGGUCUGUGACUAUGAUGGAAAUGAACUAUGCCCAGAUCCAAAUAUUUUCCAAAUUCAUUUUAUUCCUUGUACACCAGCGGAGAAAUUAGUGUAUCGGCGAAACAGUGGAGAACCUGUACAUGAUGGACAUGGUGAUGAAGAUGCUGUAGUUGUUCAUGUUGCUGUCAGACCAGUGAGUGGGAUAGUGUUCCAUGACAAACAAGGACCGCUUGCAUAUAGAUAUGACAGACAAUUCAAACUGAUCACACGGAUAGAUAUCAAGGACUGGGUACGUGCCCUCACAAAACGGAGAGUAACUCAGCAGUAAACUGCUGUAACACACGACGGCAGGAUGUGGAAGCUUCUGCAAAAUACCACAGAGGAGGACGAGCAGGAUCUUUAUCUUGGGACAAAUGACAUCUUUCGUCCUGACCUGAAACAGAUUAGAAACAGUCUCUUUGAAAUCAGAAGUUACUUUAUUGAAAAGGAUGGCCAGAGUAUUGCACCAACAAAACUGAGGACCCCUUUAGCACAAGUGAAAGAACGACUCUUGGAACACAUAGAAAAUCAUGCAUACGACUUUGUUUUUGAUCAUCUCACCAAUGAAGUAGUAGAUCUCCCAAACCCAAAGACUGGACCAUGCUUUAUGUUCUUAUCUCAUUCUUUAGCAGUUACCUUAGAUUUCUACACAUCGCCCCGUCCAAGCAACGCGGUAUGUGAUGUAUUCCUGGCUCUGCCUACACAGUCUGUGAUAGUUUUGUCACUGGUUGAUGGGAAUGAAGACUGUCCUGAAGCAGUGACAUACAGUAUGUCAGUGGCGAGAGGAGUGAUAGAGACACUUAGCAGGUUCACUGAUGAGGAUGUCAACUCAAUCCAUGGAGUCAUUCCCAUUUCUCUCCUUGAGGACACUGUUGGAUUUAAGAAUCGAUUGAAGAAGCUGGCAAAUGAGUCUUCUCAUUUUGUCACAAACGAUUCUUUGGUAAUGACUCCCAGUAGGUAUGAGAAAGUCCUGACUGCUUUCUGGGCUGGUGUUGCUGAAACGAAGUCGGUGCUGAAAGCAGAAAGUGGAGACACCGAUGGCGACUAUCUGAGAUUUCUCACCAAAGAACAAUGUAUCAUUCUGGUGGAGAACAUCAACAGUAAGGACGUCGAGGUGAAGUGUAUGCCCGGUAGUGGAGCUACGACUCUGAUGCUGGAGGUGGCCAGGAGACUGAACAGACUGGGGGACACUCUGCUUGUAUGUAGGUCACGACAGGAGAGGGACAGGCUCAGGUCGGUGUACCCAUCAGCUGUAGCAGCAGAGGAUCUCAGUAUGGUGGACAUGUCUUCUUGUGUGAAUAUAGUCGAUGAAACCAACACAGUCAUGGAACAAACAAGCGGCCACAAUUGGCGGUUUACAACCUAUCCAACUGCUGUAAAAGAACUGAAGUCCCAACUGUUGGAGGUAGAAAUGCAAAAUACCACAGAGGAGGACGAGCAGGAUCUUUAUCUUGGGACAAAUGACAUCUUUCGUCCUGACCUGAAACAGAUUGGAAACAGCCUCUUUGAAAUCAGAAGUUACUUUAUUGAAAAGGAUGGCCAGAGUAUUGCACCAACAAAACUGAGGACCCCUUUAGCACAAGUGAAAGAACGACUCUUGGAACACAUAGAAAAUCAUGCAUACGACUUUGUUUUUGAUCAUCUCACCAAUGAAGUAGUAGAUCUCCCAAACCCAAAGACUGGACCAUGCUUUAUGUUCUUAUCUCAUUCUUUAGCAGUUGCGUUAGAUUUCUACACAUCGCCCCGUCCAAGCAACGCGGUAUGUGAUGUAUUCCUGGCUCUGCCUACACAGUCUGUGAUAGUUUUGUCACUGGUUGAUGGGAAUGAAGACUGUCCUGAAGCAGUGACAUACAGUUUGUCAGUGGCGAGAGGAGUGAUAGAGACACUUAGCAGGUUCACUGAUGAGGAUGUCAACUCAAUCCAUGGAGUCAUUCCCAUUUCUCUCCUUGAGGACACUGUUGGAUUUAAGAAUCGAUUGAAGAAGCUGGCAAAUGAGUCUUCUCAUUUUGUCACAAACGAUUCUUUGGUAAUGACUCCCAGUAGGUAUGAAAAAGUCCUGACUGCUUUCUGGGCUGGUGUUGCUGAAACGAAGUCGGUGCUGAAAGCAGAAAGAGGAGACACCGAUGGCGACUAUUUGAGAUUUCUCACCAAAGAACAAUGUAUCAUUCUGGUGGAGAACAUCAACAGUAAGGACGUCGAGGUGAAGUGUAUGCCCGGUAGUGGAGCUACGACUCUGAUGCUGGAGGUGGCCAGGAGACUGAACAGACUGGGGGACACUCUGCUUGUAUGUAGGUCACGACAGGAGAGGGACAGGCUCAGGUCGGUGUACCCAUCAGCUGUAGCAGCAGAGGAUCUCAGUAUGGUGGACAUGUCUUCUUGUGUGAAUAUAGUCGAUGAAACCAACACAGUCAUGGAACAAACAAGCGGCCACAAUUGGCGGUUUACAACCUAUCCAGCUGCUGUAAAAGAACUGAAGUCCCAACCACUGGAGCCAGAAAUAGUCGAUGAAACCAACACAGUCAUGGAACAAACAAGCGGCCACAAUUGGCGGUUUACAACCUAUCUAACUGGUAUCAAGGAACUGAAGUCCCAAAUAUUUGACGCAGAAAUGGAAAUCGAAGGGAUGGAGAAACAAAUAGAUGCAUUAUCUGAUGAAUCCUGGAAGGAACGGAUUGAAGAACUCCUCAGGGACUUCAGUGUGCUGAAAAUACUUAGUUUCAAGCUGGGUUCAACAGGACCUAUGCCCUAUGCUCAAGAAGUACGCCAUACUCUGGAAUACAAGCCAAGUCUCCUCACAGCAAGCAAAGGUCAGUAUGCAUCUUUUGGUGGUUUCAAGCAACUGUCUGUUACACAAGAGGCUUGGUUGUCAGACUUACAUGACGGACUAAGACAAAGGAAAAAUCUUGCCCCGCUUCUCAGAUCGGUCAUAAUCCAAGAGAAAACGGAUCAGUUCUAUCAAGACGUUAAAAAUGUUCUCUUGAGAGAAGCUUUGGAGAUAAAGACACAUGCAGAAUCUACAGGUUCAAAACAUAUAGUUGCGAUGAUUGGCCAUGUUCAAAGUCCUGACAUUCAACAACAAAUGGAGAUGUUCCACAUUGAGCCAGAGAAUGCAAGAAAGGAAUCUGAGAUCCCAUCUGUACGGAAGGAAGGUAGCCAGAUAAAUGAUUUGGAAACUGAGGUGCAGAACACAGAUGCAAAAGAUCUGGAGAGUCGUAGAAGCGAGAUCGAAAAGGUUAAUCAAGAUCUGAACAGUUGUCUGAAGGACAGGGACCAUAGAAAAAGACAACUCCACGAAUUAUACACGGUGGAGUGGCAGGCUGUGAUGGGGUACCUGGCGAGACACGCGACCGUCUUAUCGUUGUUAGACAUGGAGAUACCAAGGUUUGGAGUCUUUCAGAGUACACCAGACAGGCAUGAAUCAACCAUCCCUCGACGUGCAACUGGAGUGCCAGGAACAUCAGCAGUAUCCACACCAGGUCGUGGUGGGGCUGGGAAACAGACAGGGACUUCGAAAGGGAAAGAGCAAAGACUUCACAUCUCCCGUUCAACAGCAUCACAAUCUGACAACGAUGGAGCAGAACAAAGACACACAAGAGCUCCAGGUCUGAUGAACCAGCUCAGACAAUUCCAGCAGGGUCGACUGACAGAGAAACACCUGUGUGCCAUUACAAUGAAGAUCAUCAGAGAAGACGAACAGCAACUCAUGGAACUGAAUGCAAACAAUGACUGUCUGGAAAAAGAUUAUGGAAGCAGUGUACACGUUGUUGGCCUGACACGACGACCUCUUCUGGUUUCAUGUCCUAAACUCCACCUGGACGCGGCUCGGGCGAACACUGACUGGUGCCACGUAACUACAGACGGUCAGCUAGUUAACUCGCCGCCCGACACACGGGAUGUGGGGCAGAACAGACUACAGAAGUACAGGGGGACCUGUAGCUCCCCCAUCCCCCUUCCUCCAUCCUCCUCCACCCUCACACCUCUACCCACCAUCCCCAGAUACUGGGAGACAGAAACCUGGGUGAGGGUGGAUGAUGAGCUGUACCCGACAGUCCUGGAGAUGGGACUCUGUGAGGCAGGACGGGUGGACAGUGGGUGGUAUGUUUCUGUACAGCGCCGCUCCUGGUGUGUCCGUGUAGAGAGAUGUGUCAGACACGGGGAGAGGAUCUGUACCACGGUGUGUAGGGAGGGGGAGUGGGGCGAGUGUCACCAGAACACCAUGUCCCUCACUCCCGGCACACAGGCCACCCUCCACUAUGGCGUUGUACUGGAUGUGGGGAGGGGACGAGUGGCAUUCAUUGACCUGGACAGACAGGUUGUUGUAGUCAAGUAUAAUGUUGAGUUCAGUGAGCCACUCGUCCCCAUGUUCGGUGUUGGGUCGCGGUAUUCUGGCCACACUACGUCCAUGAGUCUGAUCAGCGGGGAAGACAUCGACAUGACUGACACAAAGAAGACUCUCAUCUACCAAGCGCUGGAAUAGAAAAUUAACUGGCCAUGAAACUGUGAAAUCGGCCAUGAGACUGUGUGAAGUCAGCCAUGAGGUUGUGUGAAGUUAUCUGUGUAACGGAGAUAUUUCUAUCAACUGUUUCAAGGAAAGUGAGUGAAGCGGACAUAGAAGGGUUCGGUUUGUGUUCUGUUUGUUGUGUACAAAAUACAACCAAGUUCUUCGGAUGUCUGCUUUCACCACUUUCCUGGGUUCUCCUGAGACUGGAAAACAUUUUAAAUACUCACAUGAAUAUUAGCAUGAUGAAACUAUUGCUGUAGACGAUGUAAUUGUCCGACAGUAAAUGAUUCUAAUGACGUGUGAUGCAAGUCAAGGGACACAGAAGAAGUGAACACACAAAAUGUAAAAAUUGUUUCAAAACCA
Haliotis rubra (blacklip abalone) is the source of this 6381-nucleotide messenger RNA. RefSeq lists its product as uncharacterized. The transcript has 30 exons. Bases 1831 to 5994 code for a protein of 1387 amino acids. NCBI's taxonomy places the organism in Eukaryota, Metazoa, Mollusca, Gastropoda, Lepetellida, Haliotidae. The record is from RefSeq and is a predicted model, not a curated record.